Molecule: messenger RNA, 10088 nt
Organism: Caretta caretta (loggerhead turtle)
Lineage: Eukaryota; Metazoa; Chordata; Testudines; Cheloniidae
Gene: STOX2
Product: storkhead box 2
Biological process (GO): regulation of transcription by RNA polymerase II
Cellular component (GO): nucleus; cytoplasm
Molecular function (GO): RNA polymerase II transcription regulatory region sequence-specific DNA binding
Source: RefSeq, a predicted model, not a curated record
CUAUUGGGUUUGUGCAGAGGAAGAAGUUCGGUAGCAAAUAUCCUUUCCAAACAAAAGAUUUUCUUUCCUUCCAUCUCAGGGGGGCUGGACUAUCCUAAAAACACGCAGUUUUGUAUGUAAAUAUAUGCAAGCUGAUUAUAGGCUGGGGCACAAGCCAAGGUUUCAGUGAGCCCAAGGGUGUUUCACAUUAAAAUGUGAAGCCUGACAGGAUCAGUGCGUCUAACUUAAGACAGCUUCUUGAUUAGCAUGAGACUGGGUGGCUGCCUUGUUUCCUGCCCUUCAAUAGCUAUUCACUGUUUUCAAGGCGGAGAACUGUUCAGCGGAGGAGCUGUGGCAACUUGAGCAGACUAUACACGGUUGACUCACUGAAAGCAAAUGUUUGGAUUAAUUUGCAGCCUCGCCUCCCAAGCCUGCAGGAGCUAGUGCAUUAGAGAGGAAUAUACAUAUAUCCCUUAAAACAAAUAACGACACGCACAAAAGAAACAACUGGCAAACUGCUGAAGGAGGGCAAAAGACAGAGAAGCAUCAGCCAUUAUGACCAUCUGUGUUUCCUGGAUUCUGCAAGAAUACAGUUGCUACUUCUUGUAGGUCAUAUGUGAAAGAUGUGUGAAUGAGACACAUGCACAUCCAGUGUGUAUGGAUAUGCUGUGGGUGCUGCUAACAGGAAGAUUGAUCGAAUGAUUACUGCAGCAAUGGUUUAGGCUGCUUCCAUGGAUUCUUGGCUUGGAUUCUGAUAGGUGAAGAAAAAUGACUUUCACUGUUAUCAAAGCAUCAUUCUAAUCCUGUGCCAUUGGAUAUUUGACCCUGCUUUCUACAGUUCCUGGGCGCUCUGUGUUUUGGGUCGAAACCAAAGGCAGUGGGGCUUUCCUAAUUUGUUUGGGUCUUUUUGUGUUCUGGCUCACACUUGACUAAGCACUCCUAUGCUGAAUCGAGCUAUUGUUUGGGAUCCUAGAGCUUUUCACGCUGCAGUCCCUUACCCCCUGACCCCCCUUGCCUGAGAAGCCACAUAAUGUGCCUUUCCUCCACAUGAAUCUGGAAGCUAUAAGCUGGACUGAUUGCAAAUGAAGUGUAAUGCAUUGUGGGACGUGUGUAAAAAUUGGAUCAUUCGAGGGGGGGAAAAAAAGGAACAGACCUGCAGUUUGCUUCAUAGAAGAGGUAGUGGCAAAAUGUUUGCAGAUUCUACCCAAGCUGUGGCUGUGGUAGACUAAUGAAACGAAGCAUUGCAAGCACGCCGUGAGGCCUGACUCAUGCUACUGCUGCUGGAGGAUUAGACUGCAGGUAGCCUCAAAAUGAAGAAGACACGGAGUACAACCUUACGGCGAGCCUGGCCUAGUUCAGAUUUCUCUGACCGGGCCUCAGACCGCAUGAGGUCCCGCAGUGAAAAGGACUACCGACUGCACAAACACUUCCCACCAGCUUUUAUUGCCCAGGCAUCACGGGGCUACAUGACAUCAGGUGAUGUAUCACCAAUCAAUAUGUCUCCCAUCAGUCAGUCACAGUUUAUUCCACUUGGGGAAAUCCUUUGCUUGGCCAUCUCGGCAAUGAACUCUGCGCGAAAACAAGUCACACAAGAAGCUCUAAUGGAACACCUAACAACCUGCUUCCCAGGCGUUCCAACUCCCAGUCCUGAAAUUCUUCGGCAUACCUUGAACAUGCUUGUACGAGAGAGGAAAAUAUAUCCAACUCCAGAUGGCUAUUUCAUCGUGACCCCACAGACUUAUUUUAUAACCCCAUCCCUCAUAAGAACUAACAGUAAAUGGUACCAUUUGGAUGAGAGGAUACCUGACAGGUCUCAGUGUACCUCUCCACAGCAAGGAACUAUAACUCCCUCCACCUCAGGCUGCGUCAGGGACCGAACUUUACCCAAAAACCACUGCGACUCUUGCCAUUGUUGCAGAGAAGACAUGCACAGCAUGCAUGCGUCCACCCUACAGAGGAAAUCCACAAAAGACUGUAAAGACUCAUAUUGCCCUCCUUCUCUGUGUCAGGUACCACCCAGUGAAAAAAGUAAAAGUACUGUAAAUUUUUCUUAUAAAGCAGAGACACUCUCAAAGCCUAAAGAUGUAGAAAAGCAGUCUAAAAAGUUUGGACUAAAAUUGUUUCGACUAAGCUUUAAAAAGGACAAGGCAAAACAGCUGGCCAAUUUCUCUGCCCAGUUUCCUCCUGAGGAAUGGCCCUUGAGGGAUGAAGACACCCCUACCACUAUACCCAGGGAGGUAGAAAUGGAGAUUAUUAGGCGCAUUAACCCAGACUUGACUGUGGAAAAUGUAAUGAGGCAUACUGCACUAAUGAAGAAACUUGAAGAAGAAAAAGCUCAAAGAAGCAAAGCUGGAUCUUCAGCUCACCAUAGUGGGCGAAGCAAAAAGAGCAGGAAUCACAGAAAGCCUCAUGGAAAAUCUCGGUCACACAGCAAGACCCGGGUGUCCAAAGGAGACCCUUCAGAUGGUUCCCAUUUGGAUAUACCAGGUGAAAGAGAGUAUGAGUUCUAUGAUCCCCUUACUAGGUCCCCACGGGAAGGCUGUUUCAUAAUAGAACACAAAGGAGAUAAUUUUAUCAUGCACAGCAAUCCUAGCGUGAUUGAGUCUCACUUUCCCAUGACACCAGAAUGGGAUGUAUCUGGUGAAUUGGCCAAAAGAAGAACUGAGAUGCCUUUUCCUGAACCUUCAAGGGGAAGCUCCCACUCCAAGGUCCAUCGAAGCCACAGCCAUACACAAGAUAGAAGGUCAAGGAACGAGAGGUCUAACAAAGCCAAGGAAAGGUCUAGGUCGAUGGACAACUCUAAAGGACCUCUGGGUUCUGCUACUUUAGGUACACCUGAAGAUGUAGCUGAAGGGUGUAGCCCCGAUGACCCAACAACUAGCCAAGCAUAUACUGAUGACAGUACCUUAAGGCCUUCACAGUCACUCAGUCAUCAAAGGGCUCUGAUUUUAUCUGCAAACUAUAAAGAUGUGUGUGUACCCGAAAUAGUUAGUGGCAAUGUAGAAACCCCCAAUUCCUGUGGCUUAUUGGAACAAAUCAAGCCUACAGAGAAUUUACCAUCUUAUAGUGAGCUCAACUCCUGCACAACAAAAUCAGCAAUUGAUGAUUAUUUUCAAUGCAACACUUCGAGUGAGACUGUACUUACUGCUCCAUCACCACUGGGGAAAAAUAAAGAGGACCAUGACACAGUGACUUUAACAGAAGGAAUAAAAAAACUUUCUCCCUCAGAAAGACAUUCCCAACACAUAGCCAGAGAACCUGGGGUACACAAAGAGGAGUCCCCUAAAGGGCCAAGUAGUGGUCCAGUUGUUGCUGGCCAGACCUCUGAGGUGAUCGCAAAUGGGCGACUGGUUCAACACCAUAACACUGAAUCAAGCAGCCUGGACAAAAGGAAAGAAAUAUUUAGCAAAGAUACACUUUUUAAACCUCUACACAAUACACUGUCUGUGAAUAAUUAUCACAAGUCCAGUACGCCCCUACUAAAACCCCAUCAAAAGACACCCUCUGACACACUGCCAGGCAGAUGUGAGAAACUUGAACAAGCUAUAGUAACCUCAGUUACACAAGUUUUACCCGUUUCACAGAGACAGCAAGAGACAGCUGGGAACCAGGAAGCCACCUUUGAUUAUUACAAUGUUUCUGAUGAUGAUGACUCAGAGGAAGGAACAAAUAAAAAUGCUGAGGAAGAAAAAAACAGGGAUGAUGUGGGCACUAUGCAGUGGUUGCUGGAGCGGGAAAAAGAAAGGGAUCUGCAAAGAAAGUUUGAGAAGAAUCUCACUCUUCUCACCCCCAAGGAAACUGAAAACAGCAGCAGCCAGAGAGCCACCCAUUCAGCUCGACUGGACAGCAUGGACAGCAGCAGCAUUACUGUAGACAGCGGGUUCAAUUCUCCACGUACUCGCGAGAGCUUGGCUUCCAACACUUCAAGUAUUGUUGAGAGUAACAGACGUCAGAACCCAGCUCUGAGUCCUGCACAUGGUGGCGCAGGUCCAAUGUUCAACUUCCGAGCAAUUGCAGACCCUCCAACAAGUGAAGCUGAAAAACUGCAGAAACCUGCUAACUGCCUACAAGCUUCUGUUACUAGUGUUUGAUAGUCCUUCUGCCUCGGCUCUUCUGUCUCAUCCUAUACAGCAAAGUUUACGACACUGGGACUGAUGUUUACAUCUUUGGAAAAAACGAGCAUCUCAUCCACAGUUUUGGUGUUUACUUAAACUGUGCUGCUAUGUAGGGACAACAAAGAAAUCUUGUAUUUCAAGGUAUUGCUUUCCACACCUGCAGCUCUGUAGCAACAGAAUAGCAGUAGGAAUAAUAUGUACACCUUUGCUUCACUUAAUUGUAACUGAGCACAUAUAUGAAAGUCUAGACACUGUAAGUGUAAUCUGCAUUUUCAAUGUCCAUGCAGUUGCCAACUCCAUUUAAAAAUGCCACAGAUGCGUGAUGCCCCCUGUGAGUGGUUAAACUCGGACAGAGUUGAUCAUUUUAUUUCAAAAAUUGAGCCACCACUAAAAAUAAACAGCUAGGUCACCUUGAGGGAAAACAAAGCCAAACAUGACUAGUAAAGACCUCAGCUCUAUCUGUGAAUUAUUUAUACAUCAGUCAUUUUCACUGUGAGUUUUCAUGACACGAUUUUGCAGGAAUCUAUAAAAGCAAGUCAAAAGAGGGCAUGUUUUAAGUAUGUGGGGUGGGUAAGGGAGAAUUGCUGUAUUUUAUUUUUUUGUUUCAAAAGUAUAUGAGAUGCUUGUCUAAAACUUACUAUGUUAACCUUCCAUAAUUGCAAACAGAGUUGAAGGCCUUUGAAUCCAGGUGAAAGGAGGGGAAGUCUAACUAUGAUUGAGGCAAAGCAAAUAGUGACAGAAAAGGCGUAACAGGUUUUUUUUAGUAUAAAUCAAAUGUUUAAGGAAGGUGAUCUCAUUGGUGUGGCACGUCUGAUAUUCCAACGUGCUGUUAAUAUAAAAAUCAGAAUAACAAAUUUAUUUGAACAAAAGAGAAGUUCUUUGUGAUACAAAUGACAAGCAUGGCCUGAAGAGCUGAUUUCUUUCUAAUGGAAGGACAUAAUUCUAUUUUAUAUAGCUUUUAAGUAGAGUGCCUAAAUUAGGCUGUUGAAAAUAGCGUGCAUUGCAGUGGUUAUCAAAGGAGAAAUUUAGAGAAUUAUAAACUUCAGGCCUUUUAGUCAAUGGGCGUUAUUUACAAUUCAGCAUUUUAUGGACAUGUAUAGCUUUUAAAAUUAUAUAUGAUUUGAAAUUAAAUGUGUUCAUAUGGUUGAUCGAGAAAUCCUAAUUCUGCAGGCGUGGUGUAUCUUAUUUGUACUCCCUUAAAUUGUUAUUCCAAAGUAAUUUAUGCUAACUUGAUUACUCCAGAGUAACUCUUACAGAUAGGCAAACUCCACAAGUAAUUUUUAGGUAUAAAGGGCCAAGUUCUGCUCUGUUACACAUGCAAACAUUUACUGCAGCAAACUGUCUCCAAAAGUGCCCACAUUUGCUAUUUUAUCAGAACUGGAAGAAAAACGAAAACGUUAAGAAGGAUGUUCAGCAAUGUAAAUACUUACAUUGCCUUUUAUUGGUACCCAAGAUAUUACACCCAACAGCACAUAUUAAAAACCAACAUUUUCUUCAGUUUCUGGUGACAUGUAUGACUUGUAUAAACCAUUUGAGCUUCACUCAUGUUCUGUAUUGUCAUCAGAAUUCUUUAGUAAAGAUAUAGCUGUAUAUUACACAGUUGGAUAUAGCUUACAUAUUUAUGAAAUGGCUUUAUAACUCUGGACACAAUUGGUUUCUGAUUCUGUCAGGUAUAUCAUACAGAACCUAUGUCUAUAUUCUAACUGUUUUCCUUAUUUCUAUGCCUACAUUCCAUUUCAUAAGAGCAAUAAGACCUUUCAGUGCACAUAAGGUAAAUCAUUGUGCUUCUUGGUUGGUUAAAGUCACUUGGCCCUUAGCCUCCUGCCUUAUCAUGCCUUCCAAGCCAUGUCGUGACCCAAUAAUACUUUGCCUGUCCCAUCUUAUUGCUUAAAUAUGUAACUUCAGGAUUGCUUAUUACAUGCAGACUUGAGUCUUUUUUGUGAGGCAUCGUUAUAUAUGAUACAGUGGCUGACUGUGAUUUUUGUUUCUGAGAUAUGCUCUGAUGUUAGUAGUAUGUAUCAAUUCAGUAAAUAAAAAUGUUUGAACAAUAUCUUAACUUAUAGCUGAUUAUCUGAAAGUACAAAUUGCAGUAUUAAAAUGUGAACAGAAAAGACAAACUUUACCUUUUUGGGGAAAACAUUUUCUUUGUUAUAAACUUACUAAAAUUUAUACAGGUAGUUGACUGUACAGAAGACAUCUUUCCAGAGAAAUAUCAUAGUAUCUACUUAAAAACUGUAUAGUUUCUGAUUUCUGAAAGUUCCCAUAGUCCAGCAGACAAAAUAAAAUGUCAUAUUAAUGUUAACAUGGCAUACUACUGGUAUUAAUGUGACUCUCAGAAUAUGGAAUGUAAGCAGAAGUUUCAAAUAGAAAUAUUCUGAUCUUGAAUUUUUUUAAAAAAAAAUCAACAGGGGAAAUAUAAAGAAAUUCCGUUGUGAGGUUCUGGUAACAAAACCAUGGGAGUGGAGCUUGAGUGCUUUGUGUCACCUUACUCCUUCAAUGAAAUCAUAGCCUUGUAUUACAUGGUUGCUUAUCUAUCAUUCUUCUUACAAUUUAAAGGUUUACAGAAUUAGAUUAGGUUGAAUCUCUGUGUUGUGUCAACUUUAAAGGGUCAACACAAAUCUGUUGGCAUUUUGCACACUUUUAAUAUGUAUUAUUAUAAUACAACAUGUUACUUUUAUGGUAAUUUUUUUUACAUAUAUAACUACCUCCAUGAAUUUGAUGAAAUGCAGCAACAUGAAAAAAGUGUUUUGUAAAAAGCAAGGUUAAAAAAAUUCGGUAUCAUUAGGUCAUGGUGUUCUCUUGUGUAUCAGUGCUUGCAUACAAAGUCAUUAUGUUUUCAUUGCCAUGAUUUCCUUUUCCUGUAUUAAAUUUGGCUUUCAGUUUAAUAAUUUGAGAUUUUGAUGAGGCCACAUAAUUUUGUUAAGAGUGAACGGAAGCCUAAUACCUUCCGUUGUCUUGCCGUUAUUGCUAAAUUUUUUACUUGGUAGAAAGUCAAAACGAUAGUUAAAACAACGAGGAGUUCUUGUGGCACCUUAGAGUCUUAGGGCUUGUCUACGUUACCCGCUGGAUCGACGGGCAGCUAUCGAUCCAGCAGGGGUUGAUUUAUCGCAUCUAGUCUAGUUGCAAUAAAUCAACCGCCAAGUGCUCCCCCGUUGAUUCCGGUACUCCACCGGAGUGAGAGGUGCAGGCGGAGUCGAUGGGGGAGCGUCAGCCAUCGACUUACCACAGUGAAGACACCGCGGUAAGUAGACCUAAGUACGUCUACUUCAGCUAUGUUGCUCAUGUAGCUGAAGUUGCGUAACUUAAAUCGAUUCCCCCUCCGUCCCCAGUGUAGACCAGGCCUUGGUCUCUAAGGUGUCACAAAGGACUCCUCAUUGUUUUUGCUGAUACAGACUAACACGGCUACCCUUCUGAAAAUGAUAGUUGUAAUUUAGCAGAUUAUUAACACCUACAGUAUAUGAAAUAUGAUUGGCAGUUUGGAGUUUUACAGAAGACAUACCAGGUUUUUUUUUGCCAACCUUCAAACACUUUGGGCCCUAUUCUGCCUUCAGUUAUGCCAACAUAUCAAAUUAGAACUUCUCUUAAAUGGCAGGACCUGUGUGCUAUCCAGCUCUCAUUUAAAGAAUGCACACUUCAUUUUCUAAUCCCAUGUAUCUCAGAUGCUUGCUUCCAUUGAAAUUAGUGAUGAAACUUUAAUUGAUUUUAUUGAGAUUAGUAUCAGGGUCCCUAAGUAAGGUGUAUACAGAGGUGCCCAUCCUGCAAAGAACCUGGGCAGACUUCCAAUAAAAAGGGGGUUAGCUGUAGAGUAAUAGCCAAUUACAAGUUGCCUUUUUUAAAACUAGAAAAUUUCAAAAACCAAGGAAAAUAAGUGUAAGCUUCACCUUAGCAGCUCUAAUUUAUGUACAAACCCUGAAUUUAUUCAAGCAUACAGAAUCCCAAUACUCGGAUGUAAAUUAAUAUCACUAGAUGAGCCAAUUUUCCUGUGUACAUAUUUUAAUUUUUUUUAAAAAAUGAGAAUAGUAUCCAUUUGACUCAGCAGAGCAAUGUAAACACCCACAUGGUAGAAAGCAAUCCUCACCCCCAUUCAAACAGUAAAAUCUAUUUGAAAACAACGUUUUUGAUGAAAACCUCGAUCUUAUUGCUGGUGAUGGUAGUUUAUUUUUCGAAAAAGUCGGAUCAUAAACAGUAUUUGGAGCCCAUAAUAAACUAUAAUAAUAUUUUGCACUUCUAUUUCAUGCCUUUUACCUGCGGAUCUCAAAGCUGUUUGCAAACCAUUAAUUAAGCCUCACAAGCUUGUGAGGUAGGCAAAUUUUGUUAUCCCUAUUUAACUCACUGACAUAUUGAAACAUAGAAAGGUUAAGUGACAUGUCCAAGAUCACACAGAGUCAACAAUGUGAUUAUCAAACAGUUUCUUUAUUUCAUUUGAGUCAUGACAGUAGGUUUAAUGUUUUAAUAUUUAACCAAAGUGCUUAAUGUUUAUACUAUAAAGAUAUUCUUCGGAGGUGUUACAGUUAUUAAAGUAGGAGAGAAACUAUAGUCCUGCACUGGACUUUGAUAUUGGAAGUGCCAAAAAUGUUCACAUUUCAGCAAUAGGGCUGCUGCCAAUAGUGGUUUCAGAAAAGUCAAUUUUAACAAAAACUUGUUUUUCAAAUACAUUUUACAGGGCUUUCCCCAAGGUGAUACUUCAAAUUGCUAUACUGAGUAAGAAUCUUCUUUUAAUCUAGUGGCACACCAUAGUUGACAAUCCUCUCUGCUCCUCUGAAGAAGACAGUAUAGUAUUAAAGAGAAAUGCUGCAAUUUUUUACUUAAUUCCUUUAAAUGUUACCCAUAAUAACGCACAUAAUUUAAUUAGUCUGUAGUUUAUUAAGGCAUCAGGAUUUCCUGUUUAUAUACAACAUGCCCAGCUGGAAUUAUUGAAGUGCCACUCGUGUGAAAGGAGAAUGGGAUUAUCACUUUUUUUUUUUUGGUAGCAGCAUUUCAAAUUUUUACUUCAGUUACACAGGCGUAUAUCUGGAAUAACUUUACUGAUUUACACUGAGGUAACUAAGCUCAAACUCCAUCCUUAACUCAUUGAAGCUUUGUUCUGAGCUGAGGGUUUUUGUUUCCCUUCCCUGGGAAGAAUAUGUAGAAGAGGCAGAAGGCCACUCACACUUGGAUUUGAAAAUAGGACUUUGGUCGAAUAAACAGGUAUUUCUCCCAUGACUGUAUAUGAAAUCUGUAGAGAAAUGCACAGUCAGCAAACCUCCUGCCCCCUCCCCCCACCCCUCCCGGCCUGGAUGCUAAUGCACAACCAUCUGUUUUGCACAAUGGAAGGGCAAAUCUCUGUUCAGUAUAAUGCACUCAUCAAGCUGUACAGUGGAUAAGAGUCACCCAAAGGAUGCCCAUGUGAAAGUAUGAAAGGUCUGAACAGGGCUCUUAGAGUAAUUGGCACAGAUGUUACUUUUAUACAUAGAGGAGACUUACGUUUAAAGGGAUCAUAAUUCUGCAGGUAACUUUCUGUGAGUGACUGAAUGUGACCGUCGCUUUAGGUUUAAAUGAGUUAAUAAAUGCAAGUGGGACUUACUGUAUAUUAGAAGGGAGUUUUGCAGCCAAGACUGCCUUGUAUAAAUGUGUUUGCACUGAAAAUAAAUUUUAAAAAUUACUUGGUCUCUGGUUGCUGUAAAGGUCAUCCAAGAUGGAUGUUCUGUUUAUAUUGUAUGAUAUUUCAUAUGAAAUAAUUACAGUUCAUAAAAUGUCUUCCCUAAUGUUACUGAUUUAUAACAGCACAUUUGUAACAUGGUUUUUAUUGUGUCAGUGUACCAUACUGUAAAUGAUGAUUACUUGUCAUGCUUAGUGUAAUAAUUUAAAGGAGAAAAGGACAGGGAUUUUUGUAAGUCUAUAUAUUUGAAAGUCCCUCCAUAUGGUAAUAUUGUGUACAUGUUGUUUACGUAGUGUUGUGUGAAAUAUCCAUUUUGGAUUGUGUUACUUUUUAAGAUAUUAAAUAACAUUUGGUUA